Messenger RNA from Thermothelomyces thermophilus ATCC 42464, 1400 nucleotides. RefSeq names its product carbohydrate-binding module family 50 protein. The transcript has 2 exons. Gene Ontology annotation, cellular component: outer membrane. NCBI's taxonomy places the organism in Eukaryota, Fungi, Ascomycota, Sordariomycetes, Sordariales, Chaetomiaceae. The record is from RefSeq and is a predicted model, not a curated record. The coding region runs from base 94 to 1119 and encodes 341 amino acids.
GCGAACAAGAACAACCCCCCUUCUUCCAUCCUCCAAAGGCAACUCGCUCUCAGACGGUGCACCAAUAAUAACAUCGUCAACACAUCAUCCACCAUGACUUUCCACAACAUCCACGGCGGCAACAACCACCCUCAGGGGUACGGCCAGGGAGAGGCGGCCUCCUACUAUGCCAGCGCUCAGCAGCAGCAGCAAUACCCCCCGCAGGGGCAGCCCGGCCGCGAGUCUUAUAACGCGCCCCAGGAGGACGGCCAGGAUGGCGAGCGCGGCUUUCUGGGCGCCGUGGGUGGCGGUAUUGCCGGCGCCGUGGGCGGUAACAAGAUCGGCGGCAAGCUGACGGGCCACAGCAAGACGAGCACCGUGAUCGGUGCUAUUGCCGGUGCCAUUGCCGGGCACAAGAUCCAAGACGGAGUGUCGGAUUGGAAGGAACACCGGGACGAGGAGAAGGAGAAGAAGAAGAAGGAAGAGGAGGAGCGCAAGCGGAGGGAGGAGGAGGAGCGGAGGCGCAAGGAGGAAGAGAAGCACCACCGCCCGCAGCACCACGACGAGCGCCGCGCCGACCGCGGCAUCAGCUACGCCGGCGGCUUCAGCGGCUCCUCGCGCGACAUCCGCCUCGACGCCCACGGCGAGUACCUGCUGCACGCCUCCUGCCAGCGCCUCGACGGCUCGUACCAGGCCAGCAGCAUCAGCCUGGCCAAGAUCAUCGAGAACGACCAGGGCAGCUUCCGCUGGGUCUCGAGGCACAACAACAACAACAACAAUAACAGCAACAGCGGCGCCCAGUCGACCGUCACGGUCCAGCCCGGCGACACCCUCCGCCAGAUCGCCGCCCGCUUCGGGACCUCGUUCGAGGAGAUUGCGCGCCUCAACAACAUCGCCAACCCGGACCUCAUCUACCCCGGCCAGGUCCUCCAGGUUCCCGGCCGCGGCAGCAACGAGGGCAACAACAACAACAACAAUAACAGCAGCACCCUUGCCUCCUCGGCGCGCAACCUCCGGCUCUCCGACGGCGGCAGCCGGCUCGACGGCGAGCUGCUCCGCGACGGCCGCUGGAUCGGGAGCUCCAUCAUCCUGGACGAGAGGAUAAGCAACAACAACGGCACGCUGACCUAUAUCGAGUGAGAUCCGGAAAAAAAAGAAAAGAAAAAGAAAAAAGAAAAAGGGGGGGGGGGGGUGGUGUACACACGACCAUGUACAUGCCUACAUGGUACAUGUGCUUGCUAGAGAAUCCGAUCAACCAACGGACACCGCACUGCCGGCGCUAUAUUGGCCAUCAGGUGGAAAGAGAAGAGGAAGAAGAGGGAGGGCUUGAAACAAGAGAUAAAAUAAAAUAAAAAAAAAGAAGAGAAGAAGUCUAAGAUACCAAUGUAAUAAGAAUGAAGAAUCCAAUAUAUAAUUCGUUG